GGCACCGUGCUGCCCGGAGGCAAUGUCAGCUCCAACCAGAGCGCCGCUGACCCCACGCUGUCGCGGGACGCGUGGACGGUGGGCAUGUCGAUCCUCAUGUCGGUGAUUGUGCUGGCGAUCGUCUUCGGCAACGUGUUGGUGAUCACAGCCAUCUCUCGCUUCCAGCGCCUCCAGACUGUCACCAACUACUUCAUCAUCUCGCUGGCUUGUGCUGACCUGGUGAUGGGGCUGGGCGUGGUGCCCUUUGGUGCCUGCCACAUCAUCAUGGAGAUGUGGGUGUUUGGGAACUUCUGGUGCGAGUUCUGGACCUCGUUGGAUGUGCUGUGCGUCACGGCCAGCAUCGAGACCCUGUGCGUCAUCGCUGUGGAUCGGUACUUCGCCAUCACCUCCCCUUUCAAGUACCAGAGCUUGCUGACUAAGAGCAAGGCAUGUGUGGUCAUCCUCAUUGUGUGGGUGGUCUCAGCCCUCACCUCCUUCUUGCCCAUCCAUAUGCACUGGUACCGUGCAGACAGUGAGGAGGCCAUUCAGUGCUAUGAGAAGGAUACAUGUUGUGACUUCUUCACCAACCAGGCCUAUGCCAUUGCCUCCUCCAUCAUCUCUUUCUACAUACCACUGGUUGUCAUGGUUUUCGUCUAUGCCAGGGUCUUCCAGGUGGCCAAGAAGCAGUUGCAGAAGAUAGACAGGAGCGAGAGGAGGUUUCACACCCAGAACAAGGAGCAGGAGCAGAAAGGGGGAGGUGGGUAUCGCCGUUCCACCAAGUUCUUGAAGGAGCACAAGGCCCUCAAGACCUUGGGCAUCAUCAUGGGCACCUUCACACUGUGCUGGCUGCCCUUCUUCAUCGUCAACAUCAUGCAUGUCAUCCAGGAAGACAUCAUUCCCAAGUAUCUGUAUAUCCUCCUGAACUGGCUGGGCUAUGUCAACUCUGGCUUCAACCCUCUGAUCUACUGCCGCAGCCCAGACUUCAGACAUGCCUUCCAGGAGCUCCUGUGCCUCCGCAAGCCUGCCCUGAAGAUGCAUGCCAACGGCUACUCCAACAGCAAGGGCAGGAGUGGCUACAAUGAGGAGGACAAUGGCUACCCCUUGGCAUCGGAUAAAACCUGUGAGUUGCUGUGUGAAGAGGGUUCCGUCCCUCACCCCGAGGACUUUCUGCACCGCAAAGGUAUUGUGCCUAGCGGGCAGGGUGCUGCGGGCUCUGUGUGA
Acanthisitta chloris (rifleman) is the source of this 1200-nucleotide messenger RNA. RefSeq names its product adrenoceptor beta 2, surface (gene ADRB2). Gene Ontology annotation, molecular function: beta2-adrenergic receptor activity; norepinephrine binding. The record is from RefSeq and is a predicted model, not a curated record. The transcript has a single exon. Lineage: Eukaryota; Metazoa; Chordata; Aves; Passeriformes; Acanthisittidae. Gene Ontology annotation, cellular component: membrane. The annotation marks the transcript as partial. Gene Ontology annotation, biological process: norepinephrine-epinephrine-mediated vasodilation involved in regulation of systemic arterial blood pressure; adenylate cyclase-activating adrenergic receptor signaling pathway; negative regulation of smooth muscle contraction.